This is a messenger RNA of Sphaeramia orbicularis (orbiculate cardinalfish), 2667 nucleotides long. It is a transcript of the gene tfap2e, whose product is annotated as transcription factor AP-2 epsilon. Gene Ontology annotation, biological process: anatomical structure development; regulation of transcription by RNA polymerase II; regulation of cell population proliferation. The record is from RefSeq and is a predicted model, not a curated record. The coding region runs from base 220 to 1512 and encodes 430 amino acids. Gene Ontology annotation, cellular component: nucleus. The transcript has 7 exons. NCBI's taxonomy places the organism in Eukaryota, Metazoa, Chordata, Actinopteri, Kurtiformes, Apogonidae. Gene Ontology annotation, molecular function: DNA-binding transcription factor activity, RNA polymerase II-specific; RNA polymerase II transcription regulatory region sequence-specific DNA binding.
GGACUCUGUGUGUGUGUAUCUGGCAGCAGCUUUUCAUCUGUGUUCACAGCUUCGUCAAAAGAGAGUGAAAGGAACAAAAUAAAUCACAACACAGAUUUUUUUAAUGGACCCUUAAAAGAGCCUGGAUUAUAUAUUGAAGCAUUUGGCGACAUCUUUCAGUCUUUGGAAGCCGGCGCGUCCUGUUGAAUUUGAUAUUUUGGUGCUACCAGAGUGGUCCAGAUGUUAAUCCACACCUAUUCGGCUAUGGACCGCGCAGACGGACUAAGCGGCUCUUCGCCGAGUGGGCGCCUCUCCCAGCUGUCCUCCCUGAACCAGGCUGCGUACUCCUCGGCUCCCCCGCUGUGCCACACUCCGGCCUCGGACUUCCAGCCUCCUUAUUUCCCUCCUCCGUACCCCCAGUCAUCCCUGCCAUACUCCCAGAGCCAGGACUCAGCCUAUUCCCACCUGUCAGACCCCUACCCCUCCAUCAACUCCAUCCAUCAGCAUCAGCAAGCCGCAUGGCACUCACAGAGGUCGCGCUCGGAAGAGGGGGGGCUCCUUUCACAAUCUCACCGGGCUCUGAGCCUCGACCCCCGGCGGGAGUAUCCAGCUGUCCCAAGGCUGCUCCACGGACUCGGGGAAGGGGCUGCCGCUCUCGGGGACGGUCCUCUUGGGAUGCACCUGGGACAUCACGGCCUAGAGGAUCUUCAGGGAAUGGAGGAAGGAUCAGCCUUGGGCAUCCUCGACCACUCUGUCAUUAAAAAAGUGUUUUCCUUCACAGUUCCCAUCCCGUCCAAGCUGAACGGCUCGUCUCUGUCGGCUUUAUCCAUCAGUAAGGAGGGUCUGGGGGUGGGAAGCGUAUCCAACCCGGCGGAGGUGUUCUGCUCAGUCCCGGGUCGCCUCUCUCUGCUCAGCUCCACCUCCAAAUACAAGGUGACGGUCGGGGAGGUGCAGCGACGCCUCUCCCCACCUGAGUGCCUCAACGCCUCGCUGCUGGGUGGAGUCCUCCGCAGGGCGAAGUCAAAGAAUGGUGGCCGCUGUCUGAGAGAGCGUCUGGAGAAGAUUGGCCUCAACCUGCCCGCCGGGCGACGCAAGGCAGCCAACGUCACUCUGCUAACAUCUCUAGUGGAGGGUGAGGCCGUCCAUCUGGCGCGAGAUUUUGGUUAUGUGUGUGAGACAGAGUUUCCAGCCAGAGCUACAGCUGAGUAUCUGUGCAGGCAGAGUGAGCCCGACCAGCUCCCCACACGACGUAGCAUGUUGCUCGCCACCAAGGAGAUCUGUAAGGAGUUUGUGGACCUGAUGUCCCAGGACCGCUCUCCGCUGGGUGGGAGUCGACCCACCCCCUGCCUGGAGCCCGGGGUCCAGGGAAGCCUCACCCACUUCAGUUUGCUCACCCAUGGCUUUGGCACACCGGCCAUCUGCGCAGCACUGUCGGCCUUCCAGAGCUACCUGAUGGAGGCCAUCAAAAUGCUGGACAAAGGAGAAGGAGGAGGCAAGAGCCACCACGACAAAGAGAUGAAGCACCGCAAAUAGAGGGAGAUGAGUGGACGGAUGAGUGCAUGGACGGACGGACGAGCGGCAGAAAGGCAGAGAGAGGAGGGGAAAGACUGAUUCAAGCCCCUCUGUGUUUUUACCUUCUCCCUCAGGACAAAGACUUUUACUUCCCAGAAACCUCUGCGGCCCGUCUCCUUGAGGAGGCGGGGUUUAGGAUGAUAUCUGUACUGUAAUGUGUGUUCACAACCACCUCGCUCAAAACGACGCAUGGACCUCUCUUCUAAGUAGCUGGUUUGUGUCAUGAUGGCGUCUACAAAACCUUCAGGAUGAGUUUCCUACAUAUGUUUUUAUUUAUUUUCUUGUCCUCUAUUUUUUUAACAUGCCUCUUUUAUCUGUGAUCUUAGAGCCCCUGACUUCAUCACACACAUUUUAACACUCACAAACGCACACACACACACACGGACAUCUGAACUCAUCUGGGAAGCCUCAGAAGCCAUAUCUGAAACACCGACCUGCUCUUUGCUCCUCUGGAACUCUGGGAGACUUAUAAGUCCACCUGAUUGGACGAGCACAGCUUCCAUUUGUAGUUCUUCUUAGUGGGUGGUCAUGGGAAAAUGAGUUCUAUCGGUUGCCAGUGGGGGGUGGGGUCUGGAUUGGGGAAAAGAGGAGUAAAAGGCAGCUAAAGGAGAUUUGUUUUCUCUUAUUUUGAAGUACGUGUUGGUAACUUAAGGAAAUUACACAAAUCAUUUUGUACUUUCAGUGUAUGUUUAUUAUUAAUGUUAUUACUGUUGUUAUUAUUAUUAUUAUUGUAUUACUUCAUAAAUGUAAUAUAUUAUUAAAGAGUUAAGAACUGAUCGGUUCACUUUCAUGAGUGUGUUUUAUGAUUUGAUCUUAUAUUAAAAUAAUAAAAAGUAAUGGCACCUUCAGGCCCUUUUGUCCACUUCAAAAUUACUUUCAAAAUGCAAAGAGGAUACAUUCCAGCUUUUUAUUUGCUUUUAUUGUGCUGCUAUUGUGAACCCUCUUUCUCUCUGUCACAUUAAUUACAUUUUUAUUGACCCCUAUAGGCAGAGUCUACUGUUGUCGCUUCAACAGGAAGGUCAUGGCCAGGGAUUCAGCCAACACUUGUUUUCAGUAUUGAUUCAUCUGUUGAUUGCUUUUUGUUUUUGAUAAACCAGUUAAUUACUUCAUAUCUAA